Molecule: messenger RNA, 1187 nt
Organism: Brassica napus (rape)
Lineage: Eukaryota; Viridiplantae; Streptophyta; Magnoliopsida; Brassicales; Brassicaceae
Product: transcription factor MYB35
Exons: 3
Coding region: 99-1070 (323 amino acids)
Source: RefSeq, a predicted model, not a curated record
CUUUUGCAUUGCAUCAUUCUAUUUCCAUAAAGCCUUUCUUGUGGUACUUCCACACAGCAUCUUCUCCUUCUCUCCUGUCUCUGAAUAACCCACAAAAAAUGGGAAGGCCUCCAUGUUGUGACAAAUCAAAUGUCAAGAAAGGUCUAUGGACUGCAGAAGAAGACGCUAAGAUCCUCGCUUAUGUUGCAAUCCAUGGCGUAGGAAACUGGAGUUUGAUCCCCAAGAAAGCAGGUCUGAAUCGAUGUGGAAAGAGCUGUAGAUUGAGAUGGACUAAUUACUUAAGACCUGACCUCAAACAUGACAGCUUCUCUCCCCAAGAAGAAGAGCUUAUCAUUCAGUGUCACAGAAUCAUUGGCAGCAGGUGGUCUUCGAUUGCGCGAAAGCUUCCAGGAAGAACAGACAACGAUGUGAAAAACCACUGGAACACGAAGCUGAAGAAGAGGCUGGUGAAAAUGGGGAUAGAUCCGGUGACUCACAAACCUGUUUCUCAGGUCCUUACGGAAUUCAGAAACAUUAGCGGCCAUGGAAACUCAUCCGAACCUUUUGUCAGAAACUUCAAAACAGAACCAUCUAACAACUCUAUACUCACACAAUCCAACUCAGCUUGGGAAAUGAUGAGGAACACAACAAGCCAUGAGAGCUAUCACAACUCUCCUAUGAUCUUUACUCAUCCCACUUCAUCUGAAUUCCAUUUCUCUAACCAUUCAAACUUUCCACUCAAUGGAGCCACAUCUUCAUGUUCUUCCUCGUCAUCUUCUGCUAGUAUCACGCAGCCAAACCAAGGGGCUCAGGCACCGGUUACAACGUUCUGCUGGAGUGAUUACCUUCUCUCGGAUCCGGUUUUACCUCUUAGCUCUCAGACACAAGUAGUGGGAUCCUCAGCUACUAGCAACCUCACUUUUGCGCAGAACGAAAACUUCAACAGCCAAGGAGAAUGCAGCUCUCAGAAGAUUGCUUCCAAGGCCUCUGGAACAUGUCAUUCCGCAAGCUCCUUUGUGGAUGAAAUAUUGGAUAAAGACCAAGAAAUGCUGUCACAGUUUCCUCAACUCUUGAAUGAUUUCGAUUAUUAGAACCUUCCUUAUGCUAUUGUUGUUGUUGUUACUGCUUCUCUUGUAGCUUAAAUUCGAUGUUUUAUGAUGUUUCAGAACUACUUUCAUCUAGUUUUUCAAUAAGUUAUACUAUCUCUU